CGUAUUGAUGAUGCAUAGGUCCUGGCAAGAGGUCGGUGUGUGGGCAAAUGCGCUGGGUGCUGAUGAAUGGUGUCGCGGAUUAAUGACGCUCUAGAGUGUAUGGCAGAUGUUGCAGCAUGGCGACUGUGAUACUGAGUGAGGCAGAGAAGGUGUACAUUCUGCACGGGGUUCAGGAUGACCUGAGGGCAGAUGGACGUGGAUGUGAGGACUACCGAUGCAUCGAAGUUGAGACAGAUGUGGUGUCAAACACCACAGGAUCUGCACGUGUUAAAAUUGGUCAUACUGAUGUCCUAGUGGGAGUGAAAGCAGAAAUGGGAGUACCGAAGUUGGAUAGGCCCAAGGAAGGUUACCUGGAGUUCUUUGUUGACUGCUCUGCUAAUGCCACUCCGGAGUUUGAAGGCCGUGGAGGAGAAGAACUGGGAACGGAGAUAGCAAACAUGAUGUAUAAAAUAUUUGAUAACAAGAGCAGCAUAGACCUUGCAUCCCUUUGUAUCCAGCCGAGAGAACAUUGCUGGGUCUUGUAUGUUGAUGUUUUGCUUUUGGAGUGUGGUGGUAACCUAUUUGACACAAUCUCUAUAGCGGUAAAAGCAGCUCUUUUUAACACCAGGAUACCUAAAGUGCGCUUGUUGGAAGAUGAAGAAGGAUGCAAAGAUAUCGAACUCUCAGAUGAUCCGUUCGAUUGUGUGCGGCUUUCUGUGGUUGAUGUUCCCUGCAUUGUAACAUUAAGCAGAAUUGGACACAGGCAUGUGGUAGACGCCAUGUUACAAGAAGAGGCCUGCUCAUUGGCCAGUCUGCUUGUCUCUGUGACAAGCAAAGGGGUGCUGACCUGCAUGAGGAAAAUAGGCAAAGGCAGUCUGGAUCCUGAGAGCAUAUUUGAGAUGAUUGAGACAGGGAAACGUGUAGCCAAGUCUCUACACACAUCUCUACAAAGUGUAUUAAAUCAGGAAGAAAGUUUAGGAAAGAAGAGGCAGAAAAUUGGAUUCCUAAGAUAAGCUGUCUAGACGGUCAUGGUUACGUUUAUAAAAAAAAGAAAAAGAAAAUGAUUUAUUUUCACACUGACUUUUAUAUGCCAUUUUUUUCAGUAUUGAUAUAGUGAAUAAUAAUGAAUAGUGCAGAAUUGCUUCAUCUCUUUGUUGGAGUUUGUAUGGAUACAGCUUUUUGCAUAUUAUCAAAGCUGGGGCUUGGCUGUAGAAGAAGGAACACACACAUUGCAGUUCCCUAAACAAUAAAAAUAUUUGUAAUACAGAA
Molecule: messenger RNA, 1248 nt
Organism: Bombina bombina (fire-bellied toad)
Lineage: Eukaryota; Metazoa; Chordata; Amphibia; Anura; Bombinatoridae
Gene: EXOSC7
Product: exosome component 7
Exons: 8
Coding region: 117-992 (291 amino acids)
Biological process (GO): nuclear polyadenylation-dependent rRNA catabolic process; exonucleolytic trimming to generate mature 3'-end of 5.8S rRNA from tricistronic rRNA transcript (SSU-rRNA, 5.8S rRNA, LSU-rRNA); U4 snRNA 3'-end processing
Cellular component (GO): cytoplasmic exosome (RNase complex); nuclear exosome (RNase complex)
Source: RefSeq, a predicted model, not a curated record